AUCUUAUCUGACUUUUUUUUCUUCUCUUUGAUUGACUAAGACAAUAAAGCUUCUUGCAUUCUUCUGCAGAAUGUGAUUUUGAGGAUCUUGAGAAUUUCAACUUCAUUGUCUGUUAGUCUCUCUUGUGAAUUUCUUUGGAGAUGAAAAGAUUCGAGAGGCCAAGAACUUCGAUUCACUCGCAGCCAAGGACCAGUACCAGUUCAGGUAAGAAAGAUCAGAAGCCGCGUAGUAGUAGUAGUAAAGGAUCUGGUGUGAAACCGUUGAAUGCGGCUCAGCUGGUUUCUAGAGUUUUAGAUGCAACAACAGCUUCUGAGCCUUCUUCAGUCGCUGUAACUGAUUCAACUACUGGAUCAGAGUCUUCUGAAGUCUAUGAGAAUGUGAAUGUGCAUUACAUGGAUGAUGCUAAUGAGAAAUCAAGAACUGAUGGCAAUCUAGUGGGUUGUGAAGAAGAAGAAGGUAAUGGUGAUGAAUCAGACACUGAGACAAACAAUGGGUCUGUUUCUUGGUCUCAAUGUGAACUGUUUUCCCCUGAAGAGAAGAAAUCAGAAAGACCAUCAAUGGUUUCCAAAAGUAAAAGCUCUCAGGAUAGACCUUUAACAUCUAAAGGACGUACUAAUAUUGCUGAUUCGGUUAGAUCUCGAUCCAAUACCUUCCACAGUACUGCUAGAAAGACAGUAAGAUCGAGUAAGAGUCAGGCAAAAGCUUUGUCUGAUUUCUCCUCUUAUAGAAGCUCUGAAAACAACAAGGCUUUCUCUUCUGCUUCACCAGUUGAUUCAACGCCUUUUGAGGAGGGGAAAGAAGAUGAUGAGUUUGAAGAUGCUUUGAAUAGCGUUCAUAACAAUGAGAGUGAUAAUGAAACACUUGUGUACAAGGAGAAGAAAAGGAGUGAUGUGGAGAAAGUCUUAGCUCAAAAGAUUGAGACCAUGGAAGCUCGAAUCGAGAAACUUGAAGAAGAGUUGAGAGAAGUGGCUGCUCUUGAGAUGUCACUAUACUCUGUAUUUCCAGAACAUGGGAGCUCAUCACACAAGUUGCAUAAACCUGCAAGAAAUCUUUCUAGACUCUAUGCACUUGCUAGAAAAAAUCAGAGUGAAAACAAGAUAAUCUCAGUAACCAAAAACAUUGUGUCUGGUCUGUCCUUGUUGCUGAAAUCCUGUGGAAGUGAUGUAUCGAGGUUAACUUACUGGUUGUCCAACACUGUCAUGUUGCGAGAGAUCAUUUCACUGGAUUUUGGUAGCUCAAAGCUAAAUGGAUUAAAUUCUCUUAAAGAAGAUUGGGGUGAUGUGAGAACUCUGAUAGCGGCAUUAAGAAGAGUUGAAUCAUGUUUUUUCACCCAAGCAGUUGAAUCUAUCUGGUCACAGGUAAUGAUGGUUCAUAUGAUACCUCAAGGAGUAGACUCGACGAUGGGUGAAAUGAUCGGUAAUUUUUCAGAACCAGCAACAUGUGACCGGUUACAAGAGAGCUUUUCUGUUAACCUAUGGAAAGAAGCUUUUGAGGAGGCUCUUCAACGGCUAUGUCCUGUUCAGGCAACAAGGCGUCAAUGUGGUUGUUUGCAUGUGUUGACCAGAAUGGUUAUGGAGCAAUGCAUUGUAAGACUUGAUGUGGCUAUGUUCAAUGCUAUUCUCCGUGAGUCGGCUCAUCACAUACCGACUGACUCUGCCUCUGAUCCCAUUGCUGACUCAAGAGUUCUGCCAAUUCCAGCAGGGGUUUUGAGCUUUGAAUCUGGAGUAAAACUGAAAAACACGGUUAGUUACUGGUCGAGAUUGCUUACAGACAUCUUUGGGAUUGAUGUUGAGCAAAAAAUGCAGAGAGGAGAUGAGACAUUUAAACCUUUCCACUUGCUCAAUGAACUGAGUGAUCUCCUUAUGCUUCCAAAAGAAAUGUUUGUGGACAGUUCCACCAGAGAUGAGGUCUGCCCAUCAAUUGGCCUGAGUUUGAUAAAAAGGAUAGUAUGCAAUUUCACCCCCGAUGAAUUCUGCCCGUAUCCUGUUCCAGGAACUGUGCUUGAGGAACUCAACGCUCAGAGCAUACUUGAGAAUAGAAGCUUAUCUAGAGAUACAGCUAGAGGCUUUCCUCGGCAAGUCAAUCCGGUUUCAUAUUCUCCUCCUUCUUGUAGCCACUUGACAGACAUUGUUGCAGAGUUCAGUGUCAAACUUAAGCUUUCUAUGACACACAAAAAUGGAUACAGCAGCAACGAGAAGGUAGAAACACCAAGAUCUCCUCCAUACUACAACGUCAUCAAAGGGGCUGUAGCGAAGGAUAACCUCAAUCUUUCUGAGACUAAUGAAAGAUACAGACUCCUUGGAGAAGCCUAAACCUGGCUUAAAUUACCAGAAAGUGCCUGCGGAAAUUCCAAACUUAUCGGGAAGUACAUUAAAAGUCCAAUUCUUAUUAUCCUUGAAGAUCAAAUGACCAAUGUACAUUACUACAUACUCUAAUGUUACACAAACAAAACAUACCAUCUUGCUCUUGGACCAUUUCCAUAAAAGCUUGAUUUUUGAGUUCAAACCAGUGCUAAGAAACGGUCUCUCUUGGUUUAUUGUUUAUGCGGAAACUGGUGAGACAGAAGAACUAAUACCCUCAAGCAGUUUAAUAACUUUAACCAGUGAAGGUCGUUUCUCUGCAGCAACGGCGGUGCAAUCUAGAGCAAUGUCUAAGGUCUUUCGCAUGUCUGAUUGGCAAGAAUCGGACAAGAUCUUUUGGUCAAGAACUUGUGCAGCUCCAUCUGUCAGGUUUAUCUUCCUCCUGACCUGCUUCACUAUGUCAAGGGACUCCCCAGAAGAGCCUUCUUCUGCUUUCUCUGCGCUUUGUCCCGU
This is a messenger RNA of Arabidopsis thaliana (thale cress), 2813 nucleotides long. Its product is annotated as nucleolar-like protein. The transcript has 7 exons. Bases 141 to 2312 code for a protein of 723 amino acids. Gene Ontology annotation, cellular component: nuclear pore. Lineage: Eukaryota; Viridiplantae; Streptophyta; Magnoliopsida; Brassicales; Brassicaceae. The record is from RefSeq and is marked reviewed.